AUGAUUAAUCACACAACAAGCACCACCACCACAACCACAAGCAUCAAAACUCUGAAUAAUUUCAACUUUCCCGAUGAUAUUUGUUCAGAAAUAAUUUUAUAUCUUCCACAUGAAUUUCUACUAUGGAGUGGUGUUUUAAUUUCUAAACAGUGGAAGCAAAUUAUUAAACAAUUCACCAAAAUUAAUUUGCACUUUACCCAAAGUAUCACUUUAGAAAAUAGUAGACUAAUGAUGCAAAGUGAAUUUUUGGAAAAUGUUAUUGGUGCGAAAUUUCAAUUAAACACAUUGUUGGAAGAUGGAGUUUUGGACAAUGUUUUGGAUGCUUUACAAAAGAUGAGUCAAUUGACAAAGCUUGAUAUAGGAAUGAACAAACUUGGAGUAAAAGGUGCCAAGGAGAUUGGUAAAUUGAAACAAUUGAGAGAGCUCAAUAUUAUUUACAAUAAUAUUGGAAAUGAAGGAGCUGAAUAUAUUAGUCAACUUGAAAAUUUAACAUAUCUUGAUAUUGCUUGUAAUAGAAUGGAUGUCGAGGGAGUCAAAUCAAUUUGCAAAUUGAAACAAUUGACCGAUCUCAGUAUUCACAGAAAUAGUAUUGAGAAAGAAGGAGCCAAAUAUUUAAGUGAACUAAAUCAGUUGACUAAACUCGACAUUGCCUGCAGUGAUAUAACUCACAACGGAGCUAAACACAUUUGUGAAAUGAACAAUCUGACAGCUCUCAAUAUUUUCGAUAAUCGUUUGAAAGCUGAUAGUGCAAAAUUGAUUAGUGAAAUGAAGAAUUUGAAAUAUCUCGAUAUUCAUAGGGACGAAAUAGCUAAUGGAGGAGGAAUUGAAUAUAUUAAACACUUUCCAAGUGUUCCACCUAGUUUUAUUAAACUAAAUUAA
Naegleria gruberi is the source of this 879-nucleotide messenger RNA. RefSeq lists its product as uncharacterized. Gene Ontology annotation, molecular function: protein binding. The transcript has a single exon. The record is from RefSeq and is a predicted model, not a curated record. Bases 1 to 879 code for a protein of 292 amino acids. NCBI's taxonomy places the organism in Eukaryota, Heterolobosea, Eutetramitea, Acrasida, Naegleriidae.